Messenger RNA from Cornus florida, 1716 nucleotides. Its product is annotated as DELLA protein RGL2-like. The transcript has a single exon. Bases 1 to 1716 code for a protein of 571 amino acids. The record is from RefSeq and is a predicted model, not a curated record. Gene Ontology annotation, cellular component: nucleus. Gene Ontology annotation, biological process: regulation of DNA-templated transcription. Lineage: Eukaryota; Viridiplantae; Streptophyta; Magnoliopsida; Cornales; Cornaceae. Gene Ontology annotation, molecular function: sequence-specific DNA binding; DNA-binding transcription factor activity.
AUGACAUCUUUUGAGCAAUUUGAUCUUUUUGGAGUUCUGAAUAACUAUAGUCCUUCUAAGAGCUCCAACAGUAAGGAGGGAGGGAACUUUGUAACAGAAGAUUGCGCAGAGUCAAGGGACAGUAAUUCAUUUUCUGCAACCUCUGGGGUCUAUAAAGAAGACACAAUUGAGGAUGGACUCACAUCAUCCCAACAUCAACAAGAACAUCAACUUCAAUUGUGUUCUGAUUUUGGGUUUUUGGAGGAUUUGUAUUUUGAUAUCCUCUCCCCAUUCCAACCAUCUCAGGAAGAAAUUGAAAAGCUCAUUAGUCUCCAAACCGAUAACUCAGAACAUGUUGACCCUCAGAAGGAAAUGCCACAACCAUUUCAACUGGACUCACUUGGGAUUCUCAAGAACUAUGGAAGUGGAUUCAGACGACUGAACAGGGAAAAGAUCAACAUUCCAAAUUGUGACACAAGGUGUACUAAAUUGGGAGGUAAAAAAUUAUCAACAGAAGCAAUUUUGAGACAAGCUGCAGAAAACUUCAUACAAUCCCCUUCCCAAAGGAUUGUUGGUAGUUCUCUGUUUGGCCUCUCUGCUGAGGAGACUAGAGAUGUGCAACUUGUCCAAUUUCUCCUAGCUUCUGCUGAGAAAGCAGGUCAGCAACAAUUUAAUCGCGCUCUCAAACUUCUCAACAAGUGCAAUGAAUCGUCUUCUGAUACAGGAAGUCCUGUUCAAAGAGUGGUUUUCUAUUUUGCUGAGGCUCUUCGAGAGAAGAUUGAUAGAGAAGCAGGAAGAAUCACACCAAAACGACUCGUUUCUGUGGAUAUUGAAGAGGCCAUGAUGAGCUUGAAUUCCGCCACUCUUGCAUGCCAUGAAACCUUGCCAUUCUGUCAGAUUGGUCAAUUCACUGGAAUGCAAGCCAUCUUAGACAAUAUAACCCAAGCCAAAAAAAUUCAUUUAAUAGAUAUUGAAAUCAGGAAUGGAGUGCAGUGUACAGUGUUGAUGCAGGCUCUAGCAGCACGACAUGAAUGCCCUGUUGAGCUUCUCAAGAUAACUGCUGUUGGAACAAAAUCGAAACCAAAACUCGAGGAAACAGGUAAGCAGUUGGUGAGUUUUGCCCAAACCUUGAACUUGCCCUUUUCUUUCAAUAUAGUUAUGGUAUCAGACAUGCUUGAUCUCAAUGAAAACCUUUUUGAGCUAGAAGCUGAAGAAGUAGUUGCUGUCUAUGCUCAAUAUUGUCUAAGGACCUUGAUUCCAAAGCCAGAUCAGCUGGAAUGUUUGAUGCGAGUGGUCAGAAACAUUAAUCCAUGUGUAAUGGUGGUUGCUGAAGUUGAGGGAAACCAUAACUCUCCAGUUUUCGUGGACCGCUUCAUUGAAACUCUUUUCUAUUUCAGUGCAUAUUUUGAUUGCCUUGGAGACUGUAUGGACCAGAAGGAUCAAGAUAGAAUGAUCACUGAAUCAAUGUACUUUAGUUAUGGAAUUCGGAACAUUGUGGCAGCUGAAGGAAAGGAAAGGAACAUUCGGCAUGUGAAGAUUAAUGUUUGGAGGGCAUUCUUCGUGCGCUUUGGGAUUAUAGAGACAGAACUGAGCACAUCAUCCUUGUAUCAGGCGAAGCUCGUGGUCAAGAAUUUGAAUUGUGGGAAUUCUUGCACACUUGAUAUGGAUGGAAAAUGCCUAAUUAUGGGGUGGAAGGGAACACCACUAUCCUCUAUUUCUGCUUGGAAGUUCCUUUGA